AUGGCGGAAGAAAUCAGUCCACCGGCGGCCGCGAGCUCGACGAAGAAAUGCAGAACAUGGCGCUCCGUCCUGCGAUGGACACCGACCUCCGCCGGCCACAUCCUCGCCGCCGAGAACCGCCUGCUCUCCCUCGUCAAGACACCGUACAAGCAGGAGAGGGUUAACAUCGGGUCGGGUCCGCCCGGUUCGAAAAUACGGUGGUUUCGUUCGGCGAGCAACGAGCCGAGAUUCAUCAAUACGGUGACGUUCGAUGGCAAAGAGGGGUCUCCGACUUUGGUGAUGGUUCACGGAUAUGGCGCUUCGCAGGGCUUCUUUUUCCGUAAUUUUGAUGCGCUUGCCGAACACUUUAAGGUGAUAGCAAUUGAUCAGCUUGGUUGGGGUGGGUCCAGCAGGCCUGACUUCACAUGUAAAAGCACCGAAGAAACAGAGGCAUGGUUCGUUGAUUCCUUUGAAGAAUGGCGUAAAGCAAAAAAUCUUAGCAAUUUCAUUUUACUUGGACAUUCUUUCGGAGGAUAUGUUGCAGCUAAAUAUGCACUCAAGCAUCCCGAACACGUUCAGCACUUGAUUUUAGUUGGGCCGGCUGGAUUUACUUCAGAAACAGAACAUAAGUCUGAGUGGCUUUCUCAAUUUAGAGCAACAUGGAAAGGUGCAAUUGUAAAUCAUCUAUGGGAGUCUAACUUUACUCCCCAGAAGUUAGUAAGGGGUUUAGGUCCAUGGGGCCCUGACCUGGUCCGCAGAUAUACAAGUGCUAGGUUCUCAUCUGAUUCGGAAGGGAGUAUUUUAACUGAGGAAGAAUCGAAAUUACUUACAGAUUAUGUUUAUCAUACUCUGGCGGCCAAAGCUAGUGGAGAGUUGUGCUUAAAGUAUAUAUUCUCCUUUGGAGCCUUUGCCAGAAAGCCCCUGUUGCACUGUGCAUCUGAAUGGAAGGUGCCCACGACAUUUAUAUACGGUGUGUAUGAUUGGAUGAACUACCAAGGAGCCCUAGAUGCUCGAAAGCACAUGAAAGUUCCAUGUGAGAUUAUAAGAGUUCCUCAGUCUGGACAUUUCGUAUUUAUGGAAAAUUCAGCUGCUUUCCAUUCAGCCGUGCUUUAUGCCUGCCGAAAAUUUUUAUCCCCCCAUCAUGGCACCAACACUCUCCCGGAAAGCCUGCAAUCUGUUUGA
Striga hermonthica is the source of this 1161-nucleotide messenger RNA. The record is from the annotation of a GenBank genome assembly. NCBI's taxonomy places the organism in Eukaryota, Viridiplantae, Streptophyta, Magnoliopsida, Lamiales, Orobanchaceae.